AUGCCGCAAACCACCACGAAGAAGCAGAAGAUGUCGCCGCAAACUCCGGCCAAUACUGCGAGGCCGCGUAGGAAACUGCUGCUUGCUGAUACAAUUGGGCAAUUACUGUUCCAGAAUCGGUCCUCAGCAAUUCCUCAUGAGAACGCAUUUAACAGCCACCUCUCGGCCUCGACAAGCGGGCCACUGCCGCGAUUGUCGCCCACGCCAACGCAUGUAUAUCAACCUCCCAGGCGCAGUUCUAGCAGCGCUAGCACGUCUUCUAACACACUCACGACCGAAUCCAAUAGAACAACACUUGAUGGCACUGGCGAUAUCUCAGCGGGAAGCGAACGGAGUAACUCCUCCAGCAGCCACAGCCCGUCAUCAUGCCGAAUUGUCAGCUUAAGUGGCACAGUCUCUGAGCAAGAUGUCGAACGACUUGCUACUAAGUACGGUCUUCCUUCUCAGAUGGGGCUGCUAGAUCCCAGCUAUCGUGUCUUCAUCAAUGACCAAGGCACGGCCGCGCUCUCCUUCAAGGUUCUCAACAAGGUCGCCGUCAUAAUGGGCGAUCCAAUGUGCGAACCAGCUCAAAUACCCAGUCUCCUCAAAGGCUUCAAGCACUACCGCCGGCGGAAACGCUGGGGCAUGUCUGUCCUCGGUGCCACCGGAGAGCUGGCUCAAUACGCAUCACUAAGCAAGAAAUGGACAAUGAUACAAUUCGGCAACAACAGAGCCUUCAAUCCAAUGACAAACGAUAUAAUCCACGAAACCGGCGGAAAACGUAUACUCACUCAGAACCGACAACUCCUCAAUCCCACCAAAGGCGGUAUCACUCUAGACAUCUACGCCCCGUCCCUCCACGGCACUGACUUCAAGCUGGAAGCCCAGCUUGUCGCAAUCUACGAUUCAUGGCGCGUCGCCCGUAACACCAGCGGCAAACUCCAGGCGUUUAUAACAGAAUACGACCCGUUCUUAAUGCCGUCGCUAAUGACAUACAUCUAUACUCGAGAUCCCACGGGGGCAAUCAACGGCUUCACGGCGCUGCGCUGGCUCGGCGCAAAGGGCGGCUACCACGUUGAUCCCUGCAUCGCUGCCCCUGGGGCGCGAAAGGGCAUCAGCGACCUUCUCCUCUUUGCAUCUAUGUCCUAUGCACGACAACUAGGUAUUUCGUAUCUAAGCGUCGGCUACGAACCUUCCGAGUCCCUUGGUGAAGUAUCCGGCAUGCCCGCUCCCAUUGCGCGCUUGACGGACCGGAUUUAUCGGUAUACAUAUCACCAUCUUACCUUUGGUGGGAAGAAGGCGUAUUUUGACAAGUUCAAACCAGACAGUAAACAGGAUUCUCCAGUUUAUGUGAUUUUUCCUUCCAGGAUUCCUGAACCGCGGCCUGUUGUUGCUGUUGCACAUGCGGCGAAUAUCAGUAUCAGACGGCUGUUAUUUGAUAAAGCGAAGAGUUGA
Molecule: messenger RNA, 1434 nt
Organism: Aspergillus puulaauensis
Lineage: Eukaryota; Fungi; Ascomycota; Eurotiomycetes; Eurotiales; Aspergillaceae
Gene: ergS
Product: protein ergS
Exons: 1
Coding region: 1-1434 (477 amino acids)
Biological process (GO): phospholipid homeostasis
Molecular function (GO): aminoacyltransferase activity
Source: RefSeq, a predicted model, not a curated record